Messenger RNA from Lathyrus oleraceus (garden pea), 1429 nucleotides. Its product is annotated as protein ABIL2. Lineage: Eukaryota; Viridiplantae; Streptophyta; Magnoliopsida; Fabales; Fabaceae. The transcript is spliced from 9 exons. The record is from RefSeq and is a predicted model, not a curated record. Bases 33 to 1025 code for a protein of 330 amino acids.
CCUUCUUCCAUCUUCUUCCAUUUUUCAAAUUCAUGGGGAAGAUUUCAACACAGCCUCUAUCUCGAAUGCCUUCUAAUUAUGAUGAAGUUUUCAUGCAUCAAACCUUGCUCUUUGAUGAUAGUCUAAAGGAUUUGAAAAAUCUGAGAACGCAAUUGUACUCAGCUGCUGAAUAUUUUGAACUCUCAUACACCAAUGAUGACCAAAAACAAAUAUUGGUUGAAACAUUGAAGGAUUAUGCCAUCAAAGCUCUUGUAAAUACUGUGGAUCAUUUAGGAUCUGUAGCCUAUAAGGUGAGUGAUUUGUUAGAUGAGAAGGUCAAUGAAGUUUUUGGGGAAGAGCUACGUUUAUCGUGUGUUGAGCAGAGAAUAAAGACAUGCCAUGCUUUUAUGGAUUAUGAGGGGCAUACACAACAGUCUCUGGUGAUUAGUACUCCAAAACAUCACAAGCGUUACAUUUUGCCAGUUGGGGAGACCUUGCUUGGUACCAACUCAACAAAAUCAAAAUAUAUAGGAUGCCACCUAGAUGAUGAAGAUGAUUGGCGGCAUUUCAGGAAUGCUGUCCGCGCUACGAUAAAAGAAACGCCAACGUCUACCUCGAGGUUAAAUUCAUGUCACUACAGUAAAGGGAAUUCUCCAUCAACUUCGUUACAAUCUCAGAGAGUUGGAGCUUUUUCUUUCACUUCAACCAACAUGACCAAAAAAGAUUUAGAGAAGAGGACAGUUUCACCACACAGGUUCCCACUUUUGCGAACCGGAUCAAUGUCAAGUAGAUCUACAACACCAAAGACUAGUAGAUCAACUACUCCAAACUCAAGCAACAGAAACGCGACAAGUCCUUCAAAUGCAAGAAUAAGGUAUCCUUCGGAGCCGCGCAAAUCAGCUUCAAUGCGGUUAUCUUCUGAUACAAACAACAUCAAAGAUAUGGAACAACACCCGAGUAAAAGUAAGCGUCUUCUUAAGGCUUUGCUUAGCAGACGCAAAUCUAAGAAGGAUGAUACAUUAUACACUUACUUGGAUGAAUAUUGAUGGUAGUUUAAUACAGUUGCCUAUAGAAUGAAUGGAAAAAGUUCACCAAAAGAGCAGAAACUACUUACGGAUUUUGCUCUAAGCGGCACCAACACUUUAUAUUGAAUGUGUCUGGUGUCUGACAUAGACACGUGUGAUUUUUUUAAAAACUAUUAUCGAUAUCUACUUGUCAGUGUUAAUGUUGUAUCUGAUGUCUAUGUUUGUGCUUUAUAGGGUUUGCUUGUUUGUUUUGCCUAUUUGAUUGAGUAGGUUGCCCCUCUUUGUUUCUUCGUUCUUUUCUCUUCUUUUAAUGUCCAUUUCUUUAUGAUUUGAAAUGAACAAUUUUGUUUUCGCUCUUAUUUGCUUUUACAAAUGUAAGCUUUCAAUAUUUAUUGUGUGUGAUGUCUUAAGGCAAUUGUUCAUCA